Messenger RNA from Xiphophorus hellerii (green swordtail), 1886 nucleotides. RefSeq names its product NADPH oxidase organizer 1a (gene noxo1a). Bases 65 to 1612 code for a protein of 515 amino acids. Gene Ontology annotation, molecular function: phosphatidylinositol binding; superoxide-generating NADPH oxidase activator activity; protein binding. The transcript is spliced from 8 exons. Lineage: Eukaryota; Metazoa; Chordata; Actinopteri; Cyprinodontiformes; Poeciliidae. Gene Ontology annotation, biological process: superoxide anion generation. Gene Ontology annotation, cellular component: cytoplasm. The record is from RefSeq and is a predicted model, not a curated record.
CAUUCCUGAAUGAGGCUGAGAGGCAUCUAUUGCACAUGAUCUCCUGUCCAGCCGUCCAGUUGUCAUGGCGUCUGAGCGUUUUCCAAUCAGCAUCCGUCUAACCGGAGUCCUUCACAAGAAGAAGAACAAAAUGUACAUAACAUCUGUGCUUUGGUCGGAUCAGAAUGAAAUUGUAGUUUACAGAAGCUUUGAAGAUUUCAAAGAAAUGCAUAAACAGCUGAAGAAGAAGUUUCCCUCUGGAAGUAAAACGAAAAAAUCUGACAGAAUCCUCCCUAAAUUUCAAAGCAACAGAGUGAAGCAGAAGAGCCAAGGCAAGGGGCCUAAUAAAUCACUGGUGCGCCUUAAGUAUUUGCAGAAAUACUGUAAUGAACUCCUGAGCUGUGAUCAACACGUCUCACAGUCUGCUGACCUGGCAAAGUUCUUGCAACCAAAUGAGAAAGAGCUAAAACCAGAGUUCACCAAAAACAGCAUCAUCAUCAUACCCUCUGAGGAAGAGAUCAGGAGCUACGGGAGACAGAACAGCAGCGGUAAUGUGACCCAGCCAUUUGUCACAGAGACCUACAGAUGUAUAGCCCCAUAUGAGACCAAAGACACCAAAAACAAACCUUUCAAAGUAGCUGUGAAUGAGAUGCUUGACGUUCUUAUCAAAGACAAAGCAGGGUGGUGGCUCGUAGAGAAUGAGGAGAAGAGGAUGGCCUGGUUUCCUGCACCCUACCUGGAGAACCUAGAAGAUGAGGAGGAUGAAGAGGAAGUGCAUGGUACACCGUCAACAGGGAUGUUUUACAUAGUUGUCAAGAGCUACAAUUCCAACAUAGUGGAUGAAGUAAGCGUAAACAUUGGUGUAGUGGUCGAGGUCCUGCGGACCCCGGAUAAUGGCUGGUGGUUCAUAAGACACAAAGGAAAAAUGGGUUAUGUCCCAUCUCUGAACCUGCAGCCUUACAUAAAUCCUCAGGUUCAGAUGACGUCUCAGUAUAAUGUCCAAAACUCCUCUUCUCUCCUGCCCCACUCCUCUACCUUGCACCACAGCUAUUCCUAUGGCAACCUGUCCCAGCAUCCUAACCCCAGACCCAUCUCCCCCAGCCUCACCCCAACAGAAAGCAUCCACAGGUCCCAGUCUCUGAACCAGUUGUCCACUCAGCCUGCAGUGAGCCUCCCUGCUCCAGCAAACAACCACCCCACCUCCCCAACAUCUCCAGUACAAGGCCCUCUUCCAGAGAUCCUGGUGCAGAGUGACGAAGACCAGGAGCAGAACGGACGGAUCCUCAGAGCAGAGUCGGUGGACAGCUUUGAAAGCGACAGCUUCAGCGAUGAUGCCCUCUCCAUGUCUGCCGGCUCAUCCCUCAACUUGAGCUACGGCGCCAACGACCAACAGCUGCGAUUCUGCCGCACGCCACAGCCCACGGUGUCCAACAGCCUCAGCCCAACGAGCAACCCUGAGGGAACUCUGCUACCCAGCGUCUCCGACCCCAACCUCUACAAGGGGCCCCAACCCCCGAGGGUUCCCCCGAGACCCCGGGCCCAGGAGAUUCUCACCCGCUGUUCCUCAAUCACCCGUAAGAAUGCGACUAAAAGCAACCUGUCAACAACUUCGACUGAGGUAACGGGUCGAUGAAAGUUAAAGCUUUUUGUUAUUGUUAUGCUAUUUUGCUCUUUUGCAUUAACUGUGCACACUGGUUUCUUAUCCUUCCACUUAUGUGACCAAUACUUUGAUUGAUAUAUAUAAAAUAAUCAAGUAACCAACAACUGGAUGCAUUUUGUCUGAAUGACUAGGUGCUUUAAGUUUUAUAUCAACUCUCAUACCAGAUAAUCCCCCCAUCUGAUAUCUGUACAUAUUAUAUUCAGUUAACUGUAGAGAUGAAAUGAAUAAAAUGAUCGUGUGGGUUUAA